This is a messenger RNA of Nerophis lumbriciformis (worm pipefish), 1371 nucleotides long. The record is from RefSeq and is a predicted model, not a curated record. Lineage: Eukaryota; Metazoa; Chordata; Actinopteri; Syngnathiformes; Syngnathidae.
AUGGCUUUGAUAGCCACGGAACAGGGCGGUAACAGCAAAAUGAGCGGAACAUCGGCGAUAUAUGGCCGAAUUGAACCCAGGAAAGACUCUUUUCACGGGAAAAGUCAACCGAAAGAGGGAGACUAUUCCACGGACGGACUGCCAAAAGCGUUUCUUCACAGCCUGCGGACACUGUUUGACAUACUGGACGACGCCGGUCGCGGCUACGUCCAUAUAUCCGAGAUCGAAAGCCGUUGGCAGGGCGCCGACACUCGGGAGCUACCUGGCGGGGUGUUGAGCUGCCUCCGCCGGGUCACCCCUCCGCACGGCUGCCUCACGUUCGAGCGCUUCGUGGCGGGGCUGCGCUACUCCAUGCUGAACCCGGAGAACCGCUGCCAGUUGAAGGUGCAGGCGGCUGUGCCUCCACAGCCCGCCCCGCGCUCCGCAUGCACCCGGGUGGAGAACAAGGUCCGGCCACUGGGGCCGAGCAACGUGAGCAACAUCCAGCCACACCGCGCGUCCUCACUGAUGAGCCGUUCUAGGCCGGAGGAGGGAGCCGCUCACCCGGCAUGCGGACCGGCGAGGCACGGUGCGGGCUAUGAGAGAACCGGACGGAGUCUGGAACGGAACCCCGUUGCACAGGAGGCCUGUGGUGCUUACCGAGUGGAGCCGGGUCACAUCUCAAAAGCACCUCAGCCGCAGAGCCGGGUCCGGUCCAUCGAGUCACUGGCCCUGGAGUCACCUCAGGUCCAAGGACAAAGUGUCGCUAAGUCAAGUCUACCCAGGUCCCAAAGUGAGUCUGCGACAGGCUUCACCGGAGGCACCAGGCGCCACAGCCGCAGUCGGGAGGAGCAAAGGCGCCACACCAUCACCAAUGGAGUGGACUACGAAAUGCUAAAGCAAAUGAAGGAGCUUGAGCAGGAGAAGGACUCCCUGCUGGCAGGCUUGGAGGUGGUAGAGCGCGCCAGAGACUGGUACCAGGGCCAGAUCCACAGUGUCACUGAGCGACAGCGGCAGGUUGGGCAGAAUUCGCAAUGCACAGACUUUUUCACUGAAGCCAACACGAGUCGCAUUAACAUUCUUAUUCCCAAAUUACAAGAAGUCAACCGCUGCCUGAAUGACCUCAUUUGCUGCACUGGAAUGUCAUCCUUCACUCCUAGUGGCGGUCAGGCAGCAAUGCACUCCACGAGCUCACAGCCUCCGAUUCCAGCUCCAUCCCAAGCCAUCCUGAGACUGAAGGACCAGAACAGACUCCUCACACAGGAGGUGACCGAGAAAAGCGAACGCAUUGCUCAACUUGAGCAGGAAAAGUCGGCGCUGAUAAAGCAGUUGUUCGAGGCACGUUCUCGUAUUGCCCAGGACACAAGCACCAUGGACUCCACCUUCAUCUGA